CUCCAAACGUUUGGGCAAACGAAUGAAUUCCGAUUGCUGUCAAUAUUCGUACAUUUGACUAAAGAUAGUUCGCAAAUAUUCGUUAAAAAAGGUGUAUCUUUGAAGUGUAUUAAAAGUUGUGUGUUUAUAUCUGAGUCUUACUGAAAAAUUUCAAUGGCGUCAAGCGAUAAAACCAUUGAUGAUUCUCUGUAUCCAAUAGCAGUUCUUAUUGACGAACUUAAAAAUGAAGAUGUCCAGCUUCGUUUGAAUUCUAUCAAAAAACUUUCAACUAUUGCCCUUGCCCUUGGAGAAGAACGUACUCGUUCCGAACUAAUUCCAUUUCUAACGGAGACAAUCUACGACGAAGAUGAGGUUCUUUUGGCGUUAGCUGAUCAACUUGGCAACUUUACUAGUUUGGUUGGAGGACCUGAAUACGCCAUGUACCUAAUACCGCCAUUAGAAAGUUUAGCAACGGUCGAAGAGACUGUUGUUCGUGAUAAAGCUGUUGAAUCAUUGCGUAUAGUGGCAGCAGAACACAGUGCUCAGGACCUUGAAAUACAUGUAGUACCUACAUUACAACGUUUAGUUUCCGGAGAUUGGUUCACUUCACGCACUUCGGCAUGUGGCUUAUUCUCCGUAUGUUAUCCACGGGUAUCUCAGCCAGUUAAAGCAGAGCUUCGUGCUAAUUUCAGGAAAUUAUGUCAGGAUGAAACUCCAAUGGUAAGACGUGCUGCUGCAAGUAAAUUGGGAGAAUUCGCAAAGGUGGUUGAAAUUGAAUAUUUGAAAUCUGACCUUAUUCCAAACUUUGUUCAAUUGGCUCAAGAUGAUCAGGAUUCGGUUCGUCUAUUAGCCGUAGAAGCUUGUGUGAGUAUUGCACAGCUACUACCCCAAGAAGAUGUUGAACAUUUGGUUUUGCCUACAUUGCGUCAAUGUGCGAGUGAUUCUUCUUGGCGUGUUCGUUAUAUGGUGGCUGAAAAGUUUGUAGAUUUACAAAAGGCUGUAGGACCAGAGAUUACUAGAGUCGAUUUGGUACCUGCAUUUCAAUAUUUGUUAAAGGAUGCUGAAGCAGAAGUGCGUGCUGCUGUUGCAACCAAAGUCAAAGACUUUUGUGCAAACCUUGAUAAGGCUAACCAAGUGCAUAUUAUUAUGACAUCGAUUCUGCCUUAUGUUCGCGAUUUGGUGUCGGAUCCAAAUCCUCAUGUGAAAUCGGCUUUAGCUUCUGUUAUAAUGGGAUUGAGUCCUAUGCUUGGGGCAUAUAACACCGUGGAGCAUCUUCUGCCCUUAUUCCUCAUACAACUCAAGGAUGAGUGUCCGGAAGUUCGAUUGAAUAUAAUAUCUAAUCUAGAUUGUGUGAAUGACGUAAUUGGAAUACAACAACUAUCUCAAUCUUUGUUACCAGCUAUUGUUGAAUUAGCGGAAGACUCCAAGUGGCGCGUACGAUUGGCCAUUAUCGAAUAUAUGCCUGCCCUAGCUGGCCAACUGGGUCAGGAAUUCUUUGACCAGAAGUUACGUGGUCUUUGUAUGGGGUGGUUAAACGAUCAUGUAUAUGCCAUAAGGGAAGCAGCUACACUGAACAUGAAAAAGUUGGUUGAGCAAUUUGGUGCCCAAUGGGCUGAACAAGCUAUUAUUCCAAUGAUUUUGGUUAUGUCACGCAAUAAGAAUUAUUUACAUAGAAUGACUUGUCUAUUUUGUUUAAAUAUGUUGGCUGAAGUCUGUGGCACAGACAUUACAACUAAGUUACUGUUGCCUACUGUUCUCCUUCUAGCCUCUGAUCCUGUUUCGAAUGUUCGCUUUAAUGUAGCAAAGACCUUGCAGAAAAUUUCUCCGUUCCUUGAUAGUAGCGUGAUCGAUACUCAAGUUAAGCCAACCUUGGAAAAAUUAAACGCUGACACGGAUGUGGACGUCAAGCAUUUUGCUUCUGAAGCCAUAGCAGCCAUUGCCGCUGUUUCCACAAAAAGGCAAGUGUAGAUGCAGAAACAUAUUUUCUUCAACAAACCCGAAUUAGAUACCUUUUUAUAACCUCCUCGCUGGAAAGGAGGGUAUAUUAAAUUUGUCAUUCCGUUUGUAACACCUCUAAUUAUUCGUCGUAGACCCCAUAAAGUAUAUACAAUCAUGACCAAAGUUGGUUUUAUGAUGUUCACCUGUCAGUCUAUUGAAAUCACGAUAUUGAUAUGAAAUUUGAUAUAGAGCUUUGAAAUUUGGCACAACAUUGUGUUGUGUCUAGGAUGUUUGGUAGUGAAAAUGAUUGUGUACGCGAUAAUUUCGCAUUUCAUACCUGCCCAUACCUAUAAAGACCAACAUUUGUUUCAAUUUCUCUUUUUAGCGUUAAGCAUUUGGACCUUAAUAAUAUGAAAAUAUUUUAUAUCAAA
Molecule: messenger RNA, 2348 nt
Organism: Musca domestica (house fly)
Lineage: Eukaryota; Metazoa; Arthropoda; Insecta; Diptera; Muscidae
Gene: Pp2A-29B
Product: serine/threonine-protein phosphatase PP2A 65 kDa regulatory subunit
Exons: 9
Coding region: 154-1947 (597 amino acids)
Biological process (GO): protein dephosphorylation
Cellular component (GO): cytoplasm; protein phosphatase type 2A complex
Molecular function (GO): protein binding; protein phosphatase regulator activity
Source: RefSeq, a predicted model, not a curated record